UUAUCAAUUCUAUAAACCAAACUUCAUCAAAUUCUCUCUCAAUCACAAAAAAAAAAAAAAAAACUAUUCUCUGUUUCAAUAUUUCAACUCGUAACACUUGAAAAACCAAUUUGAAACAAAAUCAUCAAAGAGAAAAACAAUCUUUCUCACUUCUUGAUCAAACACAAAUCAUAAAAAUGGAAAAUUUAUUUCGUCUAGCUGAUCACCAAGACUUUCUCUCACGCCGUUGCAUUUGGGUCAAUGGACCUGUGAUCAUAGGUGCAGGUCCAUCUGGUCUUGCAACGGCAGCAUGUCUUAGAGAACAAGGGGUACCCUUCGUUGUUCUCGAAAGAGCUGAUUGCAUAGCAUCACUAUGGCAAAAAAGAACCUACGACAGAUUGAAACUUCACCUUCCAAAACAAUUCUGUCAACUACCUAACCUUCCAAUGCCUGAAGAUUUCCCUGAAUACCCUUCAAAGAAACAAUUCAUAAGCUACCUUGAAAACUAUGCUAACAAAUUUGAAAUCAACCCGCAAUUCAACGAGUGUGUUCAAUCUGCUAAGUAUGAUGAAACCAGUGGAUUGUGGAGGGUCAAGACAAAUGAAGUUGAGUAUAUUUGUAGGUGGCUUGUUGUUGCUACCGGCGAAAAUGCUGAGUGUGUUACUCCUGAAAUUGAAGGACUUUCUGAAUUCAAAGGUGAAGUUGUUUAUGCUUGUGAUUACAAGUCAGGGAAAAAUUUUGAAGGAAAGAAAGUUCUUGUUGUUGGAUGUGGAAAUUCUGGAAUGGAACUCUCACUUGAUCUUAGCAAUCAUCAUGCUUUACCUUCCAUGGUUGUUCGUAGCUCGGUUCAUGUGCUACCAAGAGAAAUAUUUGGAAUAUCAACUUUUGAAUUAGCGGUUAUGAUGUUGAAGUGGUUACCACUUUGGAUUGUGGACAAACUUUUGUUGAUUUUGACAUGGUUCAUUUUGGGUGACAUGGAAAAAUAUGGUAUCAAAAGACCAUCAAUGGGUCCAUUGCAGUUGAAGAACACCGUAGGAAAGACACCGGUUUUGGACAUUGGUGCCUUGGAGAAAAUUAGAUCCGGUGAUAUAAAUGUUGUACCUGGAAUCAAAAGAAUUAAUAAAAAUGGUGAAGUUGAGCUUGUUAAUGGUGAAAAGCUUGAUAUUGAUGCAGUUGUUCUUGCUACUGGUUACCGCAGCAAUGUCCCUUCUUGGCUUCAGGAAGGUGAAUUUUUCUCAAAAAAUGGAUACCCAAAGAUGCCAUUUCCACAUGGUUGGAAGGGAAAUUCAGGACUUUAUGCUGUAGGGUUCACAAAGAGAGGGCUUUCUGGUGCUUCAUCUGAUGCUGUUAAAAUUGCACAAGAUAUUGGAAAAGUUUGGAAACAAGAGACAAAACAAAAGAAGCAACGCACUACUGCUUGUCAUAGACGUUGCAUUUCACAAUUCUAAACACACAAAUGCUGCUUCUUUUUAGUCUCAGGAAUUUUUUGUUCUAUAAACAAAAAAACAAUAACAAUAUCUUGUAAAAAAAAAUACACAUAUACAAAAAACAGAAACAGAUAGCACACAUAAAUAUAGCCCUCUCCUAAGACCCAAGUUUUUUAUGUGGUUGGUUAGUUUUUGAAAACCAUAAGGAUGAUGAGGCUCUUUCAUUCUUUUCUUUUUUUAAACAUUCCAAUGUAUUUCAUUUGGUUGAUAUAUAUGUAACACAGUAUCAUAAUUCUUCAGUGAUUAAUAAAUUAAAGUUCAAUGAA
Molecule: messenger RNA, 1732 nt
Organism: Medicago truncatula (barrel medic)
Lineage: Eukaryota; Viridiplantae; Streptophyta; Magnoliopsida; Fabales; Fabaceae
Product: probable indole-3-pyruvate monooxygenase YUCCA8
Exons: 3
Coding region: 177-1427 (416 amino acids)
Biological process (GO): auxin biosynthetic process
Molecular function (GO): NADP binding; flavin adenine dinucleotide binding; N,N-dimethylaniline monooxygenase activity
Source: RefSeq, a predicted model, not a curated record